Molecule: messenger RNA, 3897 nt
Organism: Artibeus jamaicensis (Jamaican fruit-eating bat)
Lineage: Eukaryota; Metazoa; Chordata; Mammalia; Chiroptera; Phyllostomidae
Gene: RAPGEFL1
Product: Rap guanine nucleotide exchange factor like 1
Exons: 15
Coding region: 1-1992 (663 amino acids)
Biological process (GO): positive regulation of GTPase activity; Ras protein signal transduction
Cellular component (GO): plasma membrane
Molecular function (GO): guanyl-nucleotide exchange factor activity
Source: RefSeq, a predicted model, not a curated record
AUGAAGCCGCUGGAGAAAUUUCUGAAGAAGCAAACGUCGCAGCUGGCGGGGCGAACGGUGGCAGGAGGUCCAGGCGGGGGUCCGGGGAGCUGCUGCGGGCCCGGAGGGGGUGGGGGACCUGGUGGGGGCGGCGGUCCAGCCGGGGGACCGCGGCCACUGCAGCGUCGUCAGAGCGUGUCUCGCCUGCUGCUCCCAGCUUUCCUUCGCGAACCCCUCGCUGAGCCAGGGCUGGAGCCACCCACCGAGGAGGAAGGUGGAGAGCCGAUGGGGGUCACUGAGGAGCCCGGCAGCGGGGGACCCUGUUGGCUGCAGUUAGAGGAGGUGCCAGGGCCCGGGCCGCUCGGCAGCGGGGGGCCCCUGCGCUCCCCUUCUUCGCACUCCUCGGAUGAGCUGUCCCCGGGCGAGCCCCUGACUUCCCCACCCUGGGCCCCCCUGGGCGCCCCCGAGCGGCCAGAGCAUCUUCUGAACCGGGUUCUGCAGCGGCUGGCCGGGGGGGCCACCAGGGACAGCGCCGCCUCAGAUAUCCUGCUGGACGACAUUGUCCUCACCCAUUCUCUCUUCCUCCCCACGGAGAAAUUCCUGCAGGAGCUACAUCAGGUCAGCUUUGUUUGGGCAGGAGGCAAGGAGGGCCCCGAGGGGCUGGGCCAGAAGCAGGCCUGUCUAGCCAUGCUCCUUCAUUUCUUGGACACCUACCAGGGGCUGCUGCAGGAAGAAGAGGGGGCCGGCCGCAUCAUCAAGGAUCUGUACCUGCUGAUUAUGAAGGAUGAGUCCCUUUACCAGGACCUGCGAGAGGACACACUGAGGCUGCACCAGCUUGUGGAAACAGUGGAGCUGAAGAUCCCAGAGGAGAGCCAGCCACCCAACAAGCAGGUGAAGCCCCUCUUCCGCCACUUCCGUCGGAUCGACUCCUGUCUGCAGACCCGAGUAGCCUUCCGGGGCUCCGAUGAGAUCUUCUGCCGGGUCUACAUGCCUGACCACUCUUACGUGACCAUACGCAGCCGCCUCUCAGCGUCUGUGCAGGACAUUCUGGGCUCUGUGACGGAGAAACUGCAGUAUUCUGAGGAGCCUGCGGGGCGAGAGGACUCCCUCAUCCUGGUAGCUGUGGCCUCUUCAGGAGAGAAGGUCCUUCUCCAGCCAACAGAAGACUGUGUCUUCACUACCCUGGGCAUCAAUAGCCACCUGUUUGCCUGCACCCGGGACAGCUUUGAGGCUCUGGUGCCCCUCCCCGAGGAAAUCCAGGUCUCCCCGGGAGACACCGAGAUCCACCGCGUGGAGCCUGAGGACGUGGCCAACCACCUCACCGCUUUCCACUGGGAGCUAUUCCGAUGUGUGCACGAGCUGGAGUUCGUGGACUAUGUGUUCCAUGGGGAGCGUGGCCGUCGGGAGACAGCCAACCUGGAGCUGCUCCUGCAGCGCUGCAGCGAGGUCACCCACUGGGUGGCCACCGAGGUGCUGCUCUGCGAGGCUGCGGGCAAGCGCGUGCAGCUGCUCAAGAAGUUCAUCAAGAUCGCCGCCAUCUGCAAGCAAAACCAGGACCUGCUGACCUUCUACGCUGUGGUCAUGGGGCUGGACAACGCUGCGGUCGGCCGCCUGCGGCUCACCUGGGAGAAGCUGCCAGGGAAAUUCAAGAACUUGUUCCGCAAAUUUGAGAACUUGACAGACCCCUGCAGGAACCACAAAAGCUACCGAGAAGUGAUCUCCAAGAUGAAACCUCCUGUGAUUCCUUUUGUGCCUCUGAUCCUCAAAGACCUGACUUUCCUGCACGAGGGGAGUAAGACCCUUGUGGAUGGUUUGGUGAAUAUUGAGAAACUGCAUUCUGUGGCUGAAAAAGUGCGGACAGUCCGAAAAUACCGGAGCCGGCCCCUUUGCCUGGACAUGGAGGCGUCCCCCCAUGACCUGCAGACCAAGGCCUACGUGCGCCAGUUCCAGGUCAUCGACAACCAGAACCUCCUCUUCGAGCUUUCCUACAAGCUGGAGGCGAAUAGUCAGUGAAGACAGAGGCUUCUGUCGCCCCCACCGGGGUCCUCGGGCACCUGACACUCAAGCACUUUGCACGAUGUCCCAACCCACCUCCAGAAUCUUUCCUCUGGAGCAACUUUCCAUCCCUCGGGACAGAGCCGGAAGGACCGACCCUCGGACUCACAGGCCUGUCCAUCCUGCUGAAGUCCUCUCCCCACCCCCCCCAACCCCCGUCCUUUAAACCAAAACCACACUCUGCUGGUUCCUGCCCCUGCAGGGAAAGGGGGCAGGGAGCUCCUUCCUCUGUCGCCUCCCAUUGAGGUCUGCUCCCGAUAUAGAAUUUCCAACCUCCUCUUCCCAAGCAGGAAGGAAAGCUGCCCACCCUUCCGUCUAGUUUGCAGAACUGAAUAGGAGGAGAGACUGGCAACCUUCCUCUCCACCACCUGUCCCAUUUCAUUUCCCCCAGGCCAGGGCUGGGACCCCUGGAUGUUAACCCCCCCAACCCCUGGAUACUAUAUUGCCCGUGUGUGUGUGUGUGUGUGUGUGUGUGUGCGUGUGCCCACCCCUUAAGCAGCUGGAGAGAAUCUGGUAAUUGAGGGAAAGUGUUGUGUGUGCCAGGGUUGGGGGAGGUCUUUAUGUUGGUGCUACCCUUGUCUACUCUGCCCCUGGGUCGAUGCAGUGUGGGUACUUUCCCUGCCCCCACCACUCCCUGCUCAGUUACGCCUGCUGCCCUGCAUCCUGGGCUUGUGGACAAAGCUGCUGUUGAGGACAGGGAGCAGCAGCAGGUGGGAGGGGUUACCCAUCACCCCUUGCAAGUCCCCAGUCAGGCCUCCAGAAGAAGGUCCCUGGGUGGGCUUCAGUGAGAGGGUAAAAGAUGCUCAGGGAAACACAGGCCCAAGCUGCCUACAGGACCCUCCCUCUGUGUUACAGUGGGUGCAGCAUGGUGGUGUCAGGAGUUAGGGGUACCUGCUCCCCACACUCCUGCUUCUAGGGUGUCUCAUGGCUAAGAAGGGAGUGGUCAUUCCCCUUCUGGCUCUGUCUGAUGCUAAGAUCAUUAUCUGUCCUUUUUCCUGUCUUGACGCCCCCCUUGGUCCUCCCCUUCAGAGCUGGGGUGGGGUAGAUCCCUGUACUUGGGGGCGGGCAGACCCCCAACAUAGUGGGAGGGAACGGCGGAGACUGUGACGGCAGACUGGACUUUCGUGAUGCCUGUAUUACCUCUCUGUCCCCCCUUCCUCUCCCACCAUGGGCCUGCAGGGCUGAGGGGUGCAGGGGCUCCUGGCAGCUACUGGGUGAGGCUUCCCGGCACAUCCUCACCCUCCUUUCUGGCACCACCUCUUUCCCUUCCGAAGAGGCAGCAGCAGCAACAGCAGCAGCAGCAGCAGAGGCAAAACAGCUGCUGUUCCUGCUCUGAGGGUGUAUAUAUUUUUUACCAAAAGCUCUGGAAUUGUAAUUUAUUUUUUAAAACUCAAAGAGGGAAAGAGCCUUGUAUCAUAUGUAAACAGUGUAUCAUAGGUUCUGUUGUACAGUCCCUUUUCUACGGUGGCCUGUCGUGUCCCUGCUGCACAAAAUGUCUAUGGACUCCCCACCCCAACCCCCACGGACGCAGUCACUGUGUCCCACCCUCUGCAUCCUUUACAGACGUGACCAAGACCCUCCUCUUGCUCCCGGCCUCCUCCCUGCAACUGCUGAUGUGCCCUCUCCCUGCAGCCGCCCCUCCUCCAGACCCCUCUCAGCCGCCUUUCCACUCCGGCUGCCACAGCCCUCCUCCCACGCUGGGCCCCGCUGGGCCGGUCUCCCCUAAACCUCGAUACCUGCCCUGCUGCUUCCCUGGGGCCUCCGGACCCCUCCCGUGGCCACAGCUUUAACAGAGUGAACCAUGUGUACUGUACGGGCUCAGUUGGCUCUGCAGACACUGCGGGGUGGAAAAAAAGCCAAUAA